Acanthochromis polyacanthus (spiny chromis) is the source of this 1506-nucleotide messenger RNA. RefSeq names its product ankyrin repeat domain-containing protein 61. Gene Ontology annotation, molecular function: protein binding. The record is from RefSeq and is a predicted model, not a curated record. Lineage: Eukaryota; Metazoa; Chordata; Actinopteri; Pomacentridae. Gene Ontology annotation, biological process: protein localization to ciliary inversin compartment. Gene Ontology annotation, cellular component: ciliary inversin compartment. The transcript has 5 exons. Bases 157 to 1437 code for a protein of 426 amino acids.
GGUGGUGAAAACACCAAACACAGAGAACUAGCUGUCAAGCAUAUCUUUAACUGACAACCCUCUGAGAAAUUUGCAUUUGCUUCAAUACGCUUAAUAAUCAGAUCUGAUCCAAAGGUCUCUUCUGAGAGCCUGAACAAAGAAAACAGGAAAACUGUGAUGCCUGGUAAUGUUAGAGGGGCACACACAGGUAGGAGAGGUAACAUUAUCAAGUUUUGCAGCCAUGAAUUCUACACUGCGAUUAUGGAUGAAGACGUGAAACGCAUUGAAGGCAUGUUAGAGAAGUAUGGGAGCAACUCUCUUAUUGAGAUACAAGGCAAUGCAUCUGGGGACAUUUUCUGGAAGGGCUUCACUAUCCUUCCGCUUCAUCUGGCUGCCUCUUACAGAAGAGUUCAGAGCACACAGAGUCUGCUGUCAGCAGGGGCAGACAUUGAAAAGAGGGACCAGCUCGGUCGAACCCCACUACACUUGGUGAUAACCGGAUGGCCGAGCAUCCUGAUUACUUGGCCAAAACCAGAUUCCAAGUUCCAGACUGCUGUGAUGGGCAUGUGUAGGCAGGCAGAGGACUGUUUACGGACACUUUGUGAGAAUGGUGGAAACAUCAAUGCAAAGGUGGAGGGACAAAGUCACCAUACAGCUCUCCAUUUGUCAGUACGCUACAAGGCUCUGUCUGCUGUCCAAAUUCUGGCCAGCUAUGGUGCUGAUGUUAAUGCUGUGGACAGCACUGGGAUGACACCACUGCAUAUGGCUGCAGGGAUCCUCCAUAAGGACAUCAUAGCCUGCUUAAUCAGGCAGGGAGCAGAUAUUAAUAUGGGGACGCAGCACUCUGGGAACACUCCGCUGCACUUGGCUGUCGUAGCAAUGGCCACAAAGUCUACUAAAACCCUAGAAGAUGGCAUUAGCUGCAUCUCUGAGCUGCUUGAGUCGGGGGCUGAGCCCAACGCAGUGAACAAGGCCGGAAUGACACCCCUACAGGAGGCAUGCAGCAUGGGCAACAAAGAGCUGGUGGACCUCCUGCUGAGGUACGGAGCAAACAUCAAUAAACUGAGUAAAGCUGGGGAGAACUGUCUAUUCCUGUUCCUGAACCAACGGUCUAAUGUAAGACAUAGCUCCCUGCUGCUGAAACUCCUCAGCCUGACUUCCCCGCUCACUGUCUACGACCAAACCGGACGCCUGCCCUCAACUCUGACGCAACCAUGUUUCACUGAACAGAGAAACCAGCUCCUGAAAAUCACUCAUCAGCCAAGGAGGCUUCAGGAUAUUUGUAAAAGUGUCAUUUAUCUGAAACAUGUCCGAGGCAAGACAGAGGAAUUGAAGAAACACAUGCCUGAGAGGCUGUAUGACUUUGUCUUUAACCGCUGGGAGAAUAUAUACGUCUCUUUUGUUACAGACGACAAACAGGGCUUUUUAAAGAGCAUACCUGAUAUUAAUCCUAGUUGAUAAUUGUGUGUUAAUUCAAUACCUCAACCCUACAUACAUAUCCUGAACAAAUAAAAUCAAUCAACCUUA